Messenger RNA from Gastrolobium bilobum, 1670 nucleotides. Its product is annotated as zinc finger CCCH domain-containing protein 48-like. The coding region runs from base 341 to 1507 and encodes 388 amino acids. NCBI's taxonomy places the organism in Eukaryota, Viridiplantae, Streptophyta, Magnoliopsida, Fabales, Fabaceae. Gene Ontology annotation, molecular function: protein binding. The transcript has 7 exons. The record is from RefSeq and is a predicted model, not a curated record.
UAAGCACUUGACCCUCACCGCCACAGUUCUGAAUCCUUUCUUUGUUCUCUGUUCUCUGUUCGAUUCCCAUUAAUCACAGAGUUCGGAUUAUUCAUUCAUCACUAAGGUUUGCUUCUUCUUCGCACGCCAAUACCUCUUUUUUAUGAUGGAUCAUCUGCGACUAUCUAUUUUAGGGUUUUACGCUCUGAAGUUUGGGGUUUCCGUUUUAGGGUUCCUUUUCAUUUAUUUAUUAGGGUUUUCCGAAGGAUUAGCGAUACGAUAAGUUCGGGGUUUAAGGGAUUCGCGAUUAACAUGGCUGCUGAACAAGAUUAAAUGUUUGUGUGUGUGUUUUUAGAGUAAUAUGGAUAUGAAAGUAGCUAGCAUGACUGAAAGAAUCAGUGGAAAAACAUUGGUUCAAAAGAGAGGAGAUGAACAAGUUUCGCUGAGUCUUCUCAGAAGACAAACGAGAAGAUCCGUGUGUAUAGUUCAAGGACAGUGUAUGUUAGAAAUAGCGGUGAUGGAGGACAGGGGAAAAAUGGUUCUGAAGCGUAACAAAACCCCUCCUCAGACUCAGAGACCCUCUAUGACUAUGAAUCGCUUCGAUUCAUGGUUUCGUGGUGAUGGUGAUGGGUUUUCCACGUUAGCCAGGCUUCAAGAACACAAGAAGGUUGUGACUGGUAUUGCUCUGCCAGCUGGAUCGGACAAAUUAUUUUCUGGAAGCACUGAUGGGACAGUUCGGAUUUGGGACUGUCAUUCUGGUCAAUGUGUUAACGUGAUAAAUCUUGGUUCUCAAGUCACUUCUUUGAUCAGUGAGGGCCCAUGGGUCUUUGUUGGUUUGCGAAACUCUGUCAAGGCGUGGAAUAUUCAGACUGCUUCAGAGUUUACUCUAGAUGGACCUAAGGGUCAAGUCCUUGCCAUGACUGUUGGCAAUGAUACACUUUUUGCUGGAGCAGAGGAUGGUGUAAUUUCUGCAUGGAGAGGCAGCUCUGAAACUAGGUCCCCUGUUGAACUGAUUGCAUCCCUCAGAGGCCACACUAAAGCUGUGGUUUGUCUGACUGUUGGUUGUGAGAGGCUGUACUCAGGGUCCAUGGACCAUAGCAUAAAGGUUUGGGACCUGAAUACAUUAGAGUGCAAAAUGACACUCAAUGAGCAUACUGACGUAGUCACAUCCCUUAUAUGUUGGAACAAUUAUUUGUUAUCAAGUUCCUAUGACUGCACAAUUAAGGUCUGGGGUGCCACUGAGGAGGGGACUCUGAAAGUGACAUAUACACACACUGAGGAAAAUGGUGUUCUUGCACUUUGUGGGAUGACUGUUCCAGAAGACAAGCAUAUACUGUUCUGCUCGUGCAGAGACAAUUCAGUUGGCCUGUAUGAAUUGCCAUCAUUUUCAGAAAUGGGUCGAUUAUUUGCAAGAAAAGAAGUUCGGUCUUUGGAGAAAGGUCCAGGUGGGCUUUUGUUCACGGGAGACGGGACUGGUUUGCUGACUGUGUGGAAAUGGUUGAAUGAGCCAAAGGGGGCAUGCUCUUGAGAAAUGUCUCCUUUUUCCUGCAACUGCCUACUUGAUGCAACUGAUAUUAUGCAUCUGCCUCUUAAUUACAAAUGAGACAGAUAUUAAUGUCUGCCUCAUCUGAUAUUAUGCAAGUCAUCUAGAUUCGAAUUUAUUUUUCUCUGAAACAGAUUUGUAUAUUACA